Messenger RNA from Hippocampus comes (tiger tail seahorse), 2181 nucleotides. RefSeq names its product CDC42 effector protein (Rho GTPase binding) 5 (gene cdc42ep5). The record is from RefSeq and is a predicted model, not a curated record. The transcript has 2 exons. Gene Ontology annotation, cellular component: cytoskeleton; cytoplasm; plasma membrane. Gene Ontology annotation, molecular function: small GTPase binding. Bases 190 to 1035 code for a protein of 281 amino acids. Lineage: Eukaryota; Metazoa; Chordata; Actinopteri; Syngnathiformes; Syngnathidae. Gene Ontology annotation, biological process: regulation of cell shape; positive regulation of pseudopodium assembly; positive regulation of actin filament polymerization.
GCGUCACUUCCUCGGCUAGCGCCCAUCCCUUUGGAAGAAGAAAAAACGACGGCGAGGGAAAAGAAGAACGAAGGGGAAAAAGACACCCGAAAGUCGAGAGGGGAAACAAAUAUCCAGAUGUGAAAGAAAGUCGCUUCUACGUACGAGAGAGGGUGAAGCAAACAGCUGAAUUUUAUCCUUAUUCUAAUUAUGCCACUCCACAAAUCAACCCGGGCCUCCCGCUUGGACCCCACCAUGAUCUCAGCCCCUCUGGGUGACUUCCGCCACACCAUGCACAUUGGCAGAGGUGGCGACGCCUUUGGGGACACCUCCUUCCUGUCCACGCUGGGUCCAAGCCCGCCCACCUCCGACCCGGGGAGUCCAGGUUCUUCGUCCGUGGACUACCCGGCAUCUGUAAAUCACAAUGAUGUGUUUCAAGAGCCUACGGGGAGUCUCCAAAGCGAUGAGCUCGAUUACUCCGAGUCGGUGUCGUCGUUCACGCUGGAUUUGGAUCUAGAUCUGGGCCCUUCCAUGCUGGGAGACGUACUAGGGGUGAUGGAUGGAUUGGGACUGGACUCCAACAAAGAUGUCUUCGGUCCCAAAAGCGCUGCGUCCCCAGUGGAAAUUAUGGAGAUGUCCGUCGUAAACAGGCACAACGAGCUUAAUGGGAAGAACCUGGAUGAGAACCAGAUGAGCGAGGGCAGAACAUCAGAUGGGAUCAAGCCCAAGGGGCUGCGACCCAAAGUGAGAUUCAGCGACAAGCGGGAAGAGAUCAUCCGCCAGGCCUCCGAGGAGGAAGAGGAUCAAGGGUUCGACUUCCAGGAGGAGGACCUGACGGAGAGUCCGACGAGGGGGAUGCAGGUUGAAGCUGAGCUGGCCACCCAGAAAGAUCUGCCUCCCAGCCCGGCUUCGUCUCAUAGCUCCGAUUUCGAAGGAGUGAGCUCGCUGGACCGGAGGAGGAUCGGCAGCAGCCACUCGGAGACUGACUCAGAGGAAGAGGAAGGAGGGCGAGGUUAUACCUUUGAAGAUGAGUUUGAUGAUGAAAUUGGACUAUAGGUCCGUUUACUACCAAGCGUGUAUUAAUCACCACGCACAGAGUGUUACAGGUGUUGGGCUUUCAGGUAGAAUUUCAGGACGAACCUAGAGUGCACAAAAAUCUUGACGGGACUGCCUGGGAUUGAAAUGCGCUAAAAGUAGCAAAAUGUUCAAAAUGUGAAUUUGAAAGUCAAGAAGUCAAAUUAAGAUCAACUGUAAAUGUUCUGGAGCGGGGUUGCUCAAGUCCCGUUCCUGGUGAUCAUUGGAAUCAGUGGUGUUGGAGGAGGGAACCAUGUAAAAGCUGCUGGAUAGGGGCGCUCCAGAACCGGACUUGGGCACCCCACUCUAGGGCAUUUUAGGUUCACCCUCAAAGUUUUACUUGAACGUCAAAUGUCCCUCAACUUUUUGUGAGUAGCGAACGUCUUAAUUCACAUUACAAACUGAUGGAUUCAAACUUGAUUUUUUUUUUCCUGAAAGCUGUUCAGUGUGAAGACGGUCUUGCUCUGCUGGGAGAAAAAAAAAACAAAAAAACAUUGUCUUAUCGACAACUGUAACAGAUAUGCCAAAGACCCGUUUCAUGACAAGCAGCAUUUGUUUUUCCGACAGUGAAAAAGAUGUAGCACUUUCUUCCACCCCCCCCAAUUCACCUGGAGGCCUUUUAAUCUCGACGUAAUUCAUCUUUCACCAAAUGUGCCAUCCAUGUUUUUAAGUGCCUUAAAUUGAGCAAACAUUGUACUGUCUUUUUUUGUUUUACGUUUUUGUUUUCUACCUUUGCAUGUUUAUGUCUCCAAUGUCUGUCAUUCUCUCAGAACGUCGUCGGGGCAGAUUUUGUGAACGUGUAAACAUUCCAUGUCUUGAAAAUGUGACGUUCUCUGGAUCAGAUCUCGUUAGAUCUAAGUGCAGAGUAGUUUUUGUGUGUGUGUGUGCGUGCGCACGCACACGUGUCUUCAUACACUACCAAAGCUUUUUCCUCUUUGGGCUGCAGGGCUGGAAAAAUAGGACAAAUGCUGAUACAAUCAAAUAUUGAGUCUUUUUUUUUUUUAUUCCCUCCCCCCACCACCAUGCUGUAAAAUGGAGAGUGCAAAGUGUUUAUCCAUUGAGCUUGCUGGCAUCUAAUGUCUUAUGGUUUACAGUGGAACAAUAAAACAAAACUAUUUGGGAUUUUAA